CCUCCCUCCUCAUCUUCCUCCCGUUCCCUCACCAUUGGUCGCAGCCCCGGCCGCCACCCCGCCAUGGACGGCCUUCACGGCCCCGACGCCUGCUUCUCCCCCGGGAGGACCAUGUCGCCGCAGCUCAUCAGGCCCCCCGCCGGCCCGCCGCCGGACAUAGGAGGCGGCCAGUACUUGUCGGAGCUCUUGCAGGAGCACCAGAAGCUCGUGCCCUUCACGCAGGUGCUACCAAUCUGCAGCAAGCUUCUCAGCCAAGAGAUAAUGCGGGUGUCCUGCAUGCUUCGCCAGCACCAGCACCAGCACGGUGGGGACUUCGACAGGAUGCCCAUGGCUAGUCCAAACCAGAUGCAUCAUCAUCCGUCGCCCCCAAUGCCUAACUUCUGUGGAAAUGGCUUUGGUCCCUGGAGUGGGGCACAUCCAGAGAGGGUAGCUUUUUCGCAAGGACCUGUGGGUUGGCAAGGAGCACCACAAAGCCCCUCAUCAUACAUUGUCAAGAAGAUCUUGCGGUUGGAAAUACCAACUGAUAAUUACCCUAAUUUCAAUUUUAUUGGCCGUCUUCUUGGGCCAAGGGGAAACUCGUUGAAGAGGAUUGAAGCCUCUACGGGUUGUCGUGUUUUUAUCAGAGGGAAGGGCUCAAUUAAAGAUCCUGGGAAGGAGGAACAGCUGAAGGGCAGACCUGGUUACGAACACUUGGAUGACCCCCUGCAUAUCUUGAUUGAAGCUGAGUUACCUGCUAAUGUCAUUGAUUCAAGAAUUGCAAAAGCACAAGAGAUCCUCGAGGAGUUGUUAAAACCAGUGGAUGAAUCGCAAGACUACUACAAGAGGCAGCAACUCCGUGAGCUUGCCAUGUUGAACUCACCACUUCGAGAGGAAAGUCCGCGUCUAAGUCCGCAUCCAAGUCCUCAUCCAAGCCCGCGUCCAGGCGGAGCUUCUCCCUUCAGUAACGGUGGAAUGAAACGAACCAAACAAUGACUGCAGAGGCUUGCUCCUCCCAACUUGACCCUCCAGAGACUCUGCUCACUCGGUGCCCUCACAACUUAAUUUUUCAUGAGCAAGCUUUCAUGAUGGUGCUGGCAUCGUGCGAUACCUGUUACUACUAGAAUUUUGAUCUCCCAUGUGACAUUAGCAUAUGAACUGACUCAGAAUGAUCCAUGAGUAGCGAAUCCUCCUCCUUUAUAAUUAGAACAUUUGAUUUA
This is a messenger RNA of Lolium rigidum, 1196 nucleotides long. RefSeq names its product KH domain-containing protein SPIN1-like. The record is from RefSeq and is a predicted model, not a curated record. Gene Ontology annotation, cellular component: nucleus. Gene Ontology annotation, biological process: regulation of mRNA splicing, via spliceosome. Lineage: Eukaryota; Viridiplantae; Streptophyta; Magnoliopsida; Poales; Poaceae. The transcript is spliced from 7 exons. Bases 64 to 972 code for a protein of 302 amino acids. Gene Ontology annotation, molecular function: mRNA binding.